Messenger RNA from Centropristis striata (black sea bass), 1792 nucleotides. It is a transcript of the gene tmem154, whose product is annotated as transmembrane protein 154. The transcript is spliced from 8 exons. Lineage: Eukaryota; Metazoa; Chordata; Actinopteri; Perciformes; Serranidae. The coding region runs from base 1 to 627 and encodes 208 amino acids. The record is from RefSeq and is a predicted model, not a curated record.
AUGUUUGCGUUUGGGACUGGUAGUAUGAGAGGGCCCCGGGCGAAGACCCCUCUGCUGCUGCUGCUGCUGCUGCUGAGCACGCUGACUGGCACAGUGUUGAGCCAAUAUGAAGAUGAUGUCCCUGAGACAGAAGAGGAACAGCCAGCUGAUCCAGAACCAGAACCAGAACCAGAACCAGAACCAGAAGAACCAGGGGAUGGUGAUGAUACAGACAUCUCAGUGACAACACCGCCGGAUGUUGAUGAUGUCACUUCAGCAGUCCCCCCCCCAGACGGUGACAUUUCAGUAUCCACAUUAGGCCCAGAGUUUACAGGUACAUAUCCAACCGAAUUACCCGUAGAGGACGAGGGUUUGAGCUUCAUCAUCAUCGUGAUCCCUGUGGUCCUGGUGGUCGUGAUCAUCGGCAUGAUAGUUUGUGGUAUUUUCAUCAACCGAAGGUGGAACCAGAAAGUGAGAAAUCAAGAGCUGAGAAAAGAGGAUCCUUAUCUGGACGGGUCCAGUACAGAGAAGGUGCCAAUGCCGAUGUUUGAAGAAGACGUGCCCUCUGUGCUGGAGCUGGAAAUGGAAGAGUUGGACCAGUGGAUGAAAAAUGAUGUACAACCUGCAGAUGACUCUAAACUUGCAUGAAUCUGUUAAAGGUUAACAAAGGACACACAGUCACCGAAGCAUUGAUGCCAACUUGGAUGUUUUGACCUUUCUACAAUAAUCCAGCAACAUGUGUGACCACAGGAUCCAGUCUGACUGCCAGGAAACAGCAUCACAUCACUUACAGGACACUUUACUAACAUUUCUUUCAUAUUUACAGUAAAAUAAUCACGCUCAAUCACAAGCUUUGUUGCUGCUGAGAGUCUUCAGAGGAUGGCAAUGUGCAACUACUGGACUUUAACUUGUUAAAUAGAGCUUUGAUCAGCGUUGUGCCUGUCAUGUAUCGCUGCUGUCAUGCUUUGUCCAUGGAUGGAUUUUUGAGCAUUUUUCUCCUUCAACGACGCCUACGUACAGAAACACAAAAAGACAAUUUUCUGUGUCUCUGUGUAGUCGUUUUAAGUUUCUUUAUGUUUCUUUUCUGACAAUAAUUUACCAUUUCUGUCUCCGCUACUCCUAUUUACUUCAACUCUGAGAGUCUUUUUUCUCAGACACUGCGUGAGAAAAAUACUGCAAAACAAUUACAUAGAGACUACAUGUGUCUCUAUUUGGUUGUUUUAUGUUUCCUUUAUGAUGCAAAAGAGACUCGCAAUUACAAUCAAAAGUGGCAAAGCAACCACAAAGAGACGCACAAGAGACCAAUAAUAUGUAAAGAAUGUCUAUAAAAGGAGAAAAACUGCCACAAAGAGACAACUAAAACAGCUACAAGACACAGAAUGACAACAAAGAGACUUACAAUGACUAUGAAAAGUGUCAAAACAACCAAAAAAAGACAUAAAAUGACCACAAAGAGAGUCAUGAUGGCUGAAAAAUUUGUAAAAUGACCACAGAGGCACACAAAACAACUACAUAGAGUCUCACAAUGACAACAAAAAGUAGCACAACAACCCUAAAGAGACAUAAAAUGACCUCAAAGAGAUACUAAAUUAACAGACAUAGAAUGACCAUAAAGAUACUUACAAUGACAAAAAAGGGGCAAAACAACCAGAAAGAGACAUAAAAUGUCCAAAAGGAGACACAGAACAACCACAAGAGACUUGGAGCAACUACAAGAGACUCAAAAUGACUACAAAUAGACACAAAGCAACCAAAAAGAGACACAGGAUGACCACAAAGAGACUCACAAUGACUACAAAAAUUAGUAAAACAA